Heterobilharzia americana is the source of this 1331-nucleotide messenger RNA. NCBI's taxonomy places the organism in Eukaryota, Metazoa, Platyhelminthes, Trematoda, Strigeidida, Schistosomatidae. The record is from the annotation of a GenBank genome assembly.
UCCAGGCGUACUUUUUGAAUUGGAACGUUACUUAACAUUGACCUACAAAUUGUAGAUAUUGUUACAUAGAAAUCUCCCUUUCAGUACAAGUAUUGUUCUCCAUUUUCAGUGAGACGCCAACUUUUCGUAUUCACACGGAAUUUGUUUCACCCAAAUAUUUCAUACGGCCCCAAUUCUGUCGGGUGAUAAAAUCUAUCACUUCGAUAUAAUGGUUGUUAUAACUGGAAUGUCGGUAGACGAUGGUUGUGCAGGUGAUAGUGUUAGUUCCACAUCUUAUCUUCCGAUGACUCAAGAACAGAAAGAUUGGCUUAUGGCUGCUAUUGACUGUGAUCAACCGAAAAUGACAAGUUUGUUAAAUCAGCAUCCUGAAUUAGCUGGAUGGAAGAUUAACAUUAAUGGAUAUACUGCAUUACAUUAUGCUGCUAAAUAUGGUGACUGUGCUAUUAUUCGACUGUUACUUGGGAACUAUCAAGCUUCCGUAGAUGCUCAAACUUAUGAGGGCUUGACUCCUUUACACUUGGCUGCUUUCAGUGGAAAUGAAGAUGUCAUAGUAUUACUAACUUCCAUGUAUAAAGCAAGAACUGAUAUACGAGACUAUCGUGGACAGCUACCAGGCGCUUAUCUACCCAAAGAGAAAGAAGCACUAGCAAAGUACUUUCCGAACCCUCUACGUACACUACUGCAAAAUCGUAAUAAUUAUUUGUACUUACUAGUAAAUCAACCGGAAACAAAUCAAAGCCACCCCAAUUCAGUCCCAUACGAAAAUAGUAGUAAGGAUGAAUGCAGUGAAUCCGAGUCGAUUUUUAGUCUAACGCCUUCAUCUCUUUUACCGAUCGCUGCUCAAUUCCCUUGGAAUCAAGCAAGUCAAAAUCAUAUUGAAGAAUCACAUCAGAAAUCCUCAUUUAGUCGAAGUGUGGGUUCCAUCCAUCAGGUAGGAUCUGAUACAGCUAAGGAUAGAUAUAAAAUGAACAAAUACUCAGCUCCCGGUUUACCCAGUAGAAUGGGUUGUACACCAGUAGACUUGAAGGGUUUGAACAUGAACUUAAAAGGUCCUUCGCUGAAGCUUAGAUGUGACUCCAAUUUUAACUACAGUGAUGUCGACCUAAUCCAAAACAUCUACACACAUAUUCGUCAAAAGCAUGAACUACCACGGCCUUACAAUCCACUGAAUCCAGAAAGUACUAAAGCGUCGGACGCAAGUGUAAGUUUUGAAAACUAUUUUUGCCGAAAUAAGUUAUCCUUCUUGAACCUUUACUAAGUGGUUUCUACUGUACGAUUGUUCUGUAAUGUUUGACCAAAAUUUACUAAUUUUGUGAUAAUAAAACUAUUUU